Penicillium salamii is the source of this 1092-nucleotide messenger RNA. The record is from the annotation of a GenBank genome assembly. Lineage: Eukaryota; Fungi; Ascomycota; Eurotiomycetes; Eurotiales; Aspergillaceae.
AUGAGUGAUCAAUUUGAAAUCCCUACCCACUGUAAAGCGGGAGUGGUGAUCAAUGAAGGUCCUAACUUCCAUCUUGAAGUACAGAUGGUGCCCGUUCCCGAGCCAGGCCCUGACGAUAUCCUGAUUCGGCUGAAUUACACAGGGAUAUGCUCUUCUGACAUUCAUAUGAUGCAGGGGGACUUGGGCCUUCCGCCUAUGUCUACGUUUGGUGUGCGAUCUCCUGGCCAUGAGGGGGCGGGAGUUGUGGUGAAAGUGGGUUCCAAUGUCAAGAACUUCCAACUAGGUGACAGAGCCGGCAUCAAACCUAUUAUGAACACAUGCGGGUCUUGUGUUCAUUGCUGGGAUGACAAGGAGACCUACUGCAAGGGAGCGAUCCAUGCUGGUCUGAUGGUGGCCGGUACCUAUCAACAAUAUCUGGUCUCACCGGCGCGAUACGCGUCGCCAAUUCCUAAUGGUGUUCCCGAUGAGGUCGCUGCUCCAAUCAUGUGCAGUGCGAGCACUAUCUAUCGAUCUUUAGUUGAGUCCAGCAUUCGAUCAGGGGCGUGGGUUGUUUUCCCUGGAGGAGGUGGCGGCGUUGGCAUCCAGGGGGUGCAAUUGGCCAAGGCGAUGGGGAUGCGUCCAAUUGUGGUGGAUACGGGGGAGGCUAAGCGCAAAUUAGCAUUGGAAAUGGGAGCCGAGGCCUUCAUUGAUUUCAAGGAGGUGACGGAUGCGAGCAAAGCUGUGAUUGACAUCGCCGACGGGGUUGGCGCACACGGUGUGUUUGUAACAGCCCCCGCGGCAUACAAAACAGCCAUCUCGUUUGUCGGGGAUCGCAUUGGAAGCGUCAUCAUGUGCAUCGGUCUUCCUGCUGCGGGAUCGACGGUGCUGGGUACCGAUCCGUGCGAGUACAUCUUUAAGAAUCUGACCAUUAAGGGCACCCUCGUUGGUAGUCGGAAGGACACCGCUAUGGCAUUGGAUUUUGCUCGAAGGGGAAUGCUCCAGCAGAUUUGUGAGGUCUACCCCGUGAACCGAAUGCCUGAGGCGGUGGAUAAAUUGCGCAGGGGGGAGGUAGCUGGGCGGCUGGUCAUCAACUUCAACUGGGAGGAUCUAUAG